AUGAAAGUCGACCUCACAUUCAACAAGGAAGGCAUUAAGGCGCACAAUUUCUUAAGACGACUUCAUGGUUGCACUCCGCUUGUAAUGGGAUUGGAUCUCGCGGAGUCGGCGCAAGCCUACGCGGCGGUGCUGGCUCGUGAAAAUGGCCUCCGACACAGUGGACUUCCUGAUGUCGGUGAAAAUUUGGCCAGAUUAGACGGCUCUCCUCCAAUGAAGGAUAUUUCUGCCGCUCAGGUCACAUUGUUGUGGUACAAUGAGAUAAAGAAUUAUCCCUUUGUUGGAGAAGAUCCAAUCCGCUGUGGUCAUUUUUCUCAGCUAAUUUGGAAGAAUACAACCGCGGUGGGCAUGGGAGUAGCCGAGUCGGCGGACAAGACGGCGGUGACUGUUGUUGCCCACUAUCGACCACCGGGAAAUUUUAGGGGUCAGUGGGGCAACAACGUGCCCCGUUUAAUUCACGGCAUACCACACGCCUUCAGUGUUGAAGAAUUGACGAAAGCCAUGAACGCGGAGCCCAAGUCUGUGAAAAAGGAGGAACGCGCGACUCCAAGCAGUCCCCAGACUUCGGCCCGAGAUACUCCAGGUGAGCUCGCAAUCGUGGAACACCUUUUCAUCAAGUUGCUUUCAACCCAAAUAGGAGAAUCACUUUGUUCUAGCCUGCAUGAAACCGAGUUCCCAAGUGCGUCCCCCUCCAGCAAGGAAAUGUGUCGUGUCCAGAGUCCAAAAGCUGAUUUACCACCGACACUACCGACACAAAUGAAUGAGGAGGAGUCCGCAGGAAGUGCCUCAAAGGUGGAAGUGAAUUUUGCUUCCUUGAAGCCUCGCCAGAUUGAUGAGGGUGCGGUCUUCGCGAUGGAGGUCUUUAUGGCGUUGAAUCAACGACGCGUCGCCCUUGGCUUACCGCCAUUUCUACUAAACGAAGAUUUUGACCACCUGGCUCAAGAAUUAGCAAAAGGAUUAAAAAGCGGUGAUUCCCGUGACAUUCCAGAAGGCACAUGGCAAGGUAGAAGGACUCGACACUACUCUGAAUGCUCGUGUUUAUUGCACAGAAAUGCAACAAAGUUUGUUCAACGAUGUUAUCUCACAAAACUGCGCAUGUCAGUUGCUGAUCCGAAUUGCAAGUACGUGACAAUCGGAUGCGAACUUAAUCCACCCUUCAAGCGGUCUUCAAUUGUCAUUUUAUUUGCUUAA
Molecule: messenger RNA, 1188 nt
Organism: Echinococcus granulosus
Lineage: Eukaryota; Metazoa; Platyhelminthes; Cestoda; Cyclophyllidea; Taeniidae
Product: Golgi-associated plant pathogenesis-related protein
Exons: 10
Coding region: 1-1188 (395 amino acids)
Cellular component (GO): extracellular region
Source: RefSeq, a predicted model, not a curated record